This is a messenger RNA of Saccharomycopsis crataegensis, 1257 nucleotides long. RefSeq names its product Nop13p (gene NOP13). Gene Ontology annotation, molecular function: RNA binding. The coding region runs from base 1 to 1257 and encodes 418 amino acids. The transcript has a single exon. NCBI's taxonomy places the organism in Eukaryota, Fungi, Ascomycota, Saccharomycetes, Ascoideales, Saccharomycopsidaceae. Gene Ontology annotation, cellular component: nucleolus. The record is from RefSeq and is a predicted model, not a curated record.
AUGAGUAAAGAAGAUAAGAUCAAGGAUUUAAAGAAGGAGAAGAAGGAGAAGAAGGAAAAGAAGGAAAAGAAGGAAAAGAAGGAGAAGAAGGAGAAGAAGGAGAAGAAGGACAAAAAGGAAAAGAAGGAAAAGACAGAGAAAGAAGUCGAGGAAACUCCAUCAGCUAAUGAAUCUUCGGAGAAUGAAUCUUCACAAGUAGAAAUCUCAAAAAAAGCCCCAGUUGAUAAAUUCGAAGAAAUCGAUAUCAAACUUGACGAGCCAGUCCCACUUUCUAAGAAAGAAAAAAGAUUGCUCAAGAAAGGGAAGCUUGAAAAAAUCCCAAAGAAAAAGCUUGAAACCCCAAAAAUCAAGACCGUUGAUGAAGAAAAAGAAGAAGAAGCCAAUGUGGUUUUCAACGUUUGGGUAGGAAAUUUGUCUUUCGACACUACCGAAAAAGAGCUCAAGGAUUUCAUCAUUGCCAAAUCAAAGGUCUUACACGAUGAAGACUCUGAAAAACAUCCACAGGUUAUCGAAGAAGAGAAUUUCACCAGAAUAAAAAUGCCAAAACAGAAAACCAACCCAAAGAAAAUCAAAGGUUUUGCCUAUAUUGAUUUCAAGACCGAGGAACAAAUGAAGGCAGCGGUGGGAUUAUCUGAAACUAUUUUGAAUGGUAGAAACUUGUUGAUUAAGAGUGGUACCGAUUUCAAAGGAAGACCAGAAAUCAGCAAAGCACAAGAAAUCGAGUUUGGCACUCCAUCGCGUAUCUUAUUUGUCGGGAACUUGUCUUUUGAAACUACCGAUGACGAUCUUGAGAAGCAUUUCAGACACUGUGGAGAAAUCUUCAGAAUCAGAAUGGCGACUUUUGAAGAUAGUGGGAAAUGUAAAGGGUUCGGGUUUGUUGAUUUCACAGAAGUUGAGUCAGCAACCAAGGCAUUGAAAGACAAACUAUGCAAAAAACUUAUGGGAAGAAUGUUGAAGCUCCAGUACGGGGAAGACCGAAGCAAACGUAACCCAACCACCAAAAAGAGAAGCUUUGAAGAUCGUUUUGAUCAAUCCGCACAAAGCGAACACAGAAAUGACACCCAUGACAGCAACAGCAGCAGCAGCAGCAGUAGUGCCCCAGUGUACAAGAGACCAAAGCCAACUGGAGGCUUCAGAGACAAUAAUAACAACAAUAACAAGAACAGAAGAGUCAAGAGUAGUGUGGCCCUUGCCAGUGCCCAAAGAGGCUCAGCAGCAAUCGUGCAAUCGACUGGUAAAAAAAUCAAGUUUGACUGA